Molecule: messenger RNA, 2849 nt
Organism: Brassica oleracea var. oleracea
Lineage: Eukaryota; Viridiplantae; Streptophyta; Magnoliopsida; Brassicales; Brassicaceae
Exons: 9
Coding region: 1308-2849 (513 amino acids)
Source: RefSeq, a predicted model, not a curated record
UUUGGAAGAACUGCAAGCUACAGAUGAAAGAUGCGCAAAAAAUGAAACUCUAUUGUGGAAAUACCAUACAGAGAGGUUCCCACAGUGGAUAAAAGAUAAGAUACCUAAUAACUCGAAGGAACAUUUGAAAAGGCUGAGAUGGCUUGCUUUUGGACCAAGAAAUAUUGCUCACACAUACAAGGGAUAUGUAGUUAAUGGACAUCGAUACCAUUCUGAUGAUGUCAAGCGCAAUACACAGAACAGUGGGGUUACAUAUGAAGCAUUUUCAAUGUGUCGAGCUAGUGCUAAAGAUUCCAAGCAAAUGGCGGACAUGCUAGCUUACUAUGGAGUGAUAAAGGAUAUCAUACUGCUGGACUACCACAUGUUCCAAGUUCCCCUGUUUAAGUGUAGUUGGGCUCACAAAGGGAAAGGAGUUAAAGAGGAAGAAGGUUUCACACUUGUGAAUCUCAAUAUGAACCAGUCAUCAUUUGCAAAUGAUCCUUACAUUCUGCCAUCGCAAGCUAAACAGGUCUUCUAUUCAAGAGAAGAUGAAAGCUCACCUUGGUAUGUUGUUAUGCGGGCACCACCAAGAGGAUGCCAUGAGUUAGAGACAGAAGAGAGGUUCGAUUAUGAACCAUCGAUCCAGCCAAUUGAAGAUAUAGAAUAUCAAUCUGAUGACGAGAGUUUCUGUGUUAGGGAUGACUGUGAAGGUGUUCUUGUUGAUGUUUAAUACUAAAAAUUCUAGUUUUGUUUCAGGUAAUCUUCUAUGAUGAAAUCUCAAGCUGUUAAUGAUCAAAACCGUCGUAGUAGGCGCCAAGCAGGUAUUGAUGCGAGUCCUGUAGUGUCUUCAGUUCAUAAGAAACAAAAGAAGAAUGCUACAAAGGUUGAUGAAAGGGAAGAGAGUGUACACACAUUUGCUGCUAAAGAAUCGACUGAGGAAGAGGCACAAGACGUAGAAGUGGAUCAACAUUCACCAACUGAAGAAGAAGAACCCAUCCCAGCUUCAAGCAAUGGAGUCUCCAACACCUUUGACACUCAGACACAGCAAUCCGAGAACAAAAAAAAGAAGACAAGGGGUCCAACUAAAAUGAAGUGGCAAAAAAUGCAGAGGACAAGGUAGAUGUAGAGUUCAACUCCAUAGGUGAGCAUGUCGGUAGUGGAUCAGUGACACUCUCCUCCUUUCUUGGUCCUCUUGUGAGGGAGCAUGUGCCAGUAUUGCUAGAUGACUGGAGACACCUCGAAGAAAAGACAAAAGACGCUUUGUGGGAAGAAAUUCAGGGAAGAUUCAACUUGACAGAGAAUGGCAAAAAGAUGCAGUCUUUAAGCAGAUGGGUUGUUUGUGGAGGGCCUCAAAAUCUAGGCUCACUUCUAUAGUCCGAGCGACUAAAAACAAGGUUCAAAUACAUAAGAUUAAGCCUAGCAACAUCCAAUCUUCAUCUGCUUGGAACAGUUGGGUGAAAGCUAGAUGCACCACAUAUUUUAAGGCACAAAGUGAUAAAUACAUGACACUCAGGAAGAUUCAAAUUCCGCUCACAACAAACCGAAAAGGCAUGACUCGCCUAGCUCAUGAGAUGAAAAGAAACAGCGAUGAUCCUAGGAAAGUUACAAGAACUAGGGUUUGGGUAGCAGGACAUACACGUUCAGAUGGGAGACCCGUGAAUGAAGAACACACUGAAACUAUUGAAAAGAUUAAGACAAUUGACAGUGAAAUGGAUUCAAACUCCUCGGAUAACAUUGGAGAAGAUGCUGUAAGUCAAGUUCUUGGAAAAGAGAGACCAGGAAGAGUUAGGGGGAUGGGCAGAGGGGCUACUAUUACGAAGAUGGCUUACUUACAGGUUAGAGACUUACAUGUCCAGAAGAUUGAAGCUACGCAAGCGGAAUUAAUUACCAAGCUUGAAAAGUUGCAAAAUGUGGUUAUAGACUUAGCUGGUAAAAAGACACAAAAAGAAGAUGUUUCUAGUUCUGAAAGAAGCGAUGUUAGCAAGAGAGGAAUAAGGUGCCAGCUAUUGGAUUGGAUUUCGACUGAUGAUGUGGUUGUAGGUGAAGGAGAAUACUACUCAAGUGAACCCACAUAUAAGAUUGGUCGAAUUCCCCUGGGUCCUAAUGCGGCAGCUGUAGUUGUCAACUCUGUAACAGUCCAAGAUGCAUGUGUCUGGAGACCAACUACAAGUAUUGGAUCACUUGCUGAAGCUGUAGGAGUUAAAAUUGCAUGGCCAUCUGACAAGUUAAUAUUGGACGAUGAUAUUGACGUCUCAAAACAUGCUAACACUGUCAGGUCAGAGACUAUGGAUGCAUCAGUAGGAAGAGUACAAAUAUUUGAUUACUGGAAUGUAGAAGAUGAGUUGAUUGCUCAGGGUGUACUGUUGUCAACUGAACCUAACAAAUUGGUGAACGAUAUUCCGCUUGGACCGAAUGCUGCAGUUAUUAAAGUUGAAGUAGUUGUAAAAAAUUCUGCUUUCCUAUGGAGACCAGCGCCUGGAAUGUCAAAGAUGGGUGAUGCACUACAUGAGAUCAUUGCUUGGCCAAUUGAUAGGACACGACUAUCUGAUACUAUAGCUGAAUCAACCAAGAAAUCUAAUCAGAGUACUAGUAACAGCACUGGUAGUAGCAACAAAGUUGGUAAACAGAAGUGUGCUCUUUUGGACUGUGAUAACUCUGGACAGACAGUUGCCUGGGGUCGUGUGUUUUCAACAGAUCCAGCGGACAAAGUUCAUUUCAUCCCUUUAGGUCCCAAUGCUUCAAAGGUAUGGGUAGAGGUUUCCAAGAUCGAUGAUGCACGAGUGUGGAGACCAAACUCUGAAGUUGAAGUCAUAGCUGAUGCAGUAGGAAGAACAGUAGCGUGGCCUACUGAUAAGGUUGUUUUCAUAUGA